This is a messenger RNA of Encephalitozoon hellem ATCC 50504, 2538 nucleotides long. RefSeq lists its product as uncharacterized. NCBI's taxonomy places the organism in Eukaryota, Fungi, Microsporidia, Unikaryonidae. The transcript has a single exon. The record is from RefSeq and is a predicted model, not a curated record. Bases 1 to 2538 code for a protein of 845 amino acids.
AUGGAUAGGAAUGUUUUGGAGGCCUUAGGAAUACCGCUGGAUCUUUCCUUUGAGGGAGGGCUUAGCACAGAUGCCCAAGCUGAUGUGGUAAAGCGAAUAGAGGAGAAAACAUUCUUCCGUCUCAAGGAAGACAUGGAUGUGGAUGCAAUGAUAUCCGGGGUGGUAAGUGAUACAAGCUCGACAAUGGAUACAUUGAGAAAUACCUUGGGAAAGGGGAUGUUUGGAGAGAGAUUUAGGUUCCUGGAGAGGGUCUGUGUGAUUGUGUGUCCCGAAAGAAUCAGUGUUGAUGAGAUGUCCAACCACUGUGUGUCUAUUGAUGAGAUUAUGGGAGAAGAUAUAGGGAAGAUAUUCGGAAGGAUUAUGAGCCUUGAAGGAGAGGCGAGAGUCAGAAGGCAAGGGGGCCGGUGGAGUUUCAAAUCCUUUACAGACAUUUUCAAGAGCAAACCUGAAGAUGAUAAAAGUCUUGCAGACGGACUGUUUCUUAUGCAAAGGUACAAGGAGGCAUACAAGGUGUACUCAAGAUACAGGGGUGUUGGUGAGUUUUCACAGUAUUGCAUUGAAAUGUCUAUUUACUGCCUAGUUUUGUCGAAGAAGCCUAUUCCACUGAACUUCAUAAACUACCUUGAGAUGUUUGAGGCGGAGAGCAUACGGCUAGUCAGAAUGAUGAGUAUAAUCAUAGGCACAGAGAAUGUUGCAGCCCUGUAUGUCCUCUCUUUACUUGAUCCUAGGUCUCUGUUCAAAGCCUUUGCUCAGGAAAGCCUGGCCCAAGUCCUUGAUAGUAGAGAAUACUGUAGAAAGAAGGCAGAGCUAUUGUUCUGCUCUGCUUUAAGAUUCUACGAUGCAAAGCACAUGAGUAGGUCUGCAAGAUGCUGCGAAAACUUUCUUGGCCUUACAGACACCAUUCUAUCUGGGAUGGAUUUAUCCACUCUUGUAAGGAGUGGGUUAGUCUACUGCAACAAGCAUAUAAAAAGAGUCCUUAAGUCGAUAAAAGAAGAGACUGGGAUGGACUCCGAAGACAUUGAGAAAGAAGAUGAAGAGGUGGUGAUUGUGAAGAGAGAGCUGCAUGGAUCAAUUUGUGACUUCAAAGGUAUUUUGAAUGUGGUGGAGUCUGUCUUCUUGGAAUGUAAGAGAGUAGGGCUUGUGAGUAUUUCAAAUAUGGAAAGUGGUGCAAUAAGAACUUAUCCGACAGGUCAGAGCAUCGCUUUUGAUGGCCCUGGAAAGUUUCUUAUGAGCCAUGUUACUUUCAAUGUCAGGGGAAUUGAAAAGAAGAUGAGAGUGGGGAUUCAGCUAGAUGUCAAGGAGGAAGCGUCCUUUAUGCACUUGGAAGUAAACGACGUGUGUGAGGUCUUCUGCGGAGAAUUGUAUUCUCUUUAUUGUAAGGUUAUUAGGAGUCAUGGAUCAGGCGUUAAAGUUUAUUUUGAUUGCAGAGAGUUUAUAACUGAUAAGAAUUCAUUUAGCCUUGAGAUAUUGUUUCCAAGUGUUGGUAUUUACACACGCAGAGUCAUUCUGGAGACUCUGGGAUGUAUCGCAUAUAAGGAUGUGAAGUUUGUUGUUGUUCCGUCGUUUUCUAUAGACACAUUUAAUUACAAGCAUUGUCUUCCUUUGUUAUUCUUAAGGAUUGAAAGUCAUGGCAUUGAGUGUUCGAGAUUAAGAGCCUGCUCGAUGCUCAACGAUAACUUUGAGGUGGUUGGCGUGAAGGCUGUAGAUUCUUAUUUUUCUUAUAGGGAUUAUGCAGUUGAAUACUUCAGAAAGAACAUUGUUGGGUCCAGCGGCAGUCUUAGUGAGCUUCCAAAGGCCACUAGGGAAGAUCUGUUAUCGUCAGCAGAGACCCAGAAAGUACUGCAUGCCAUGUACAGGUCUCCUCCUGUUUCAUUAGAUCUACUUUUUGGUGAUCUGAUACCAGAAAUCAAGAAUGAAAUAGUUCUGUCGGGAAGAGGGAUCUACUCUGUAUGUGUGUUUCUUCGGGGGAAAAAGAGUCUGAAUGAACUACUAAAUUCAAAAAAUGAAAGCUUCAGCAAGAUUGAGGCAUCAUUGCCUAGCUCGGGAUCUAGGGCAGGCUUAGAAGAUUCAGCUGGCAGCUACAAUUCUUCCAUGAAGGACUUCCGGGGGAUUCCAAUGAAAAUAGAGAUUGAGGUAUCUCCAAAAAGAAUAUGCAUGUUCAUGUUGGAAGAGACAUUUGGAACGCUACUAUUCUCCAGAAAGAAGGGCGACGAGGCUGUGCCCAAAUCCAUGAAUCCAUUUGUUUACAUAACAUAUUCUUCAUCCAUCCUGGUAUACGAGCCUACAAUAAUAUAUCUGUGUAUUAGUAACUACUGUGAGCGCUGCACUCUAGAUGUUAGGAUAUUAUCUGAUACAAUAGCCAUAUGCAGUGAAGAUUCCACCUUUAGCGUUGAGAAGCUUUCGUUUUCUCUAUUUGAGAUACGAUGCAUGUUCAAAGAAAGAAAAAGGUAUGGAUCUGAUGAUAUCAAAAUGUCUAUGAAGACUGGAGACGAAGAGAUAGAUUAUGAAUGGCUAGUAGAGCUUCCAUUUGUUUUGUAA